AUGCUAAGAGCGGGCUUCCGCCUGCGCGCCGCCCGCCGCCGACUGGCCCAGCAACAGCGGGGCCUGCUCACGCUUGCUAUCGAGACCUCGUGCGACGACACGUCCGUUGCGGUGCUGGAGACCAGGGACGGCUGCCCGCGAAGAUGGCGCCCCUCUCAUGACGCCGUCUUGCUCUUCCACGAAAAAGUCACGGCGGACAACCUGGAGCACAAAGGCGUGCAUCCAAUUGUCUCACUCGAGUCUCAUCAGGAAAACCUGGCAGCGCUCGUGCAGAGGGCCAUCAAGCAUCUCCCGCAGCAGUCAUGCUUUUCAGAGGACGACGACCGCUCGCCGCCAGUUGUGCAGAAGGCGGCCGCCACGCACGAGCUCGAGUACCGCCAACGCCCAGACUUCAUUUCCGUUACCCGGGGGCCAGGCAUGCGCGCCAAUCUCUUCACGGGCCUGGACACGGCCAAGGGUCUGGCUGUUGCUUGGAACAUCCCCCUCGUCGGCGUGCACCACAUGCACGCCCACGCCCUGACCCCGAGGCUCGUGUCUGCCCUGGGCCAAGAGCGCAACGAGAAGGACAGGCAAAACCUGUCGCACAAAGCCUCCCUCAACAGCCCAUUCAGCUCAUCACCGACGGUAGGGGCGCCUCCUACCGAGCCCGAGUUGCCCUUCCUGUCCGUUCUGAUCUCGGGCGGCCACACGCUGGUCAUUAGCUCCGAGUCGUUGACCAAGCACCGCGUGCUCGGCUCGACGACCGACAGCGCCAUCGGCGACUGUCUGGACAAGGUCGCGCGGUUCAUUGUGCCGCCGCUGCUCCUCGAGAAGUCGGGCGACACCAUGUAUGGCCGCCUGCUCGAGGGCUUCGCCUUUCCCGACGGAAACGCUGUCGAGGACUACGCCUACAUCGCCCCGAAGAACAGGGGUGAAGAGCUCGCCAGGCGGCCUAGUGAAUGGGGAUGGGCAUUCAGCCCGCCGCUCGCCAACUCGCCCUACGGCUUGCGAUCCAUGUCCAUGGACAUGAGCUUCACUGGCCUCCUCACCGCAGUGGAGAGAGUCAUGUCUUUCCAAUGGGAUCGGCAGACCGGCAAGCUGAGCAAGACCCGGCGAGAGCCUGAGGAUGUCGACGAGGAGGAGAGGAGGGUCAUGGCGCAAGACGUCAUGAGGGUGGCGUUUGAGCAUUUGGGGAGCCGCAUUUUGCUCGCUCUUCAGGCCGUCGCGUUGCGGGAUCCGCAGCUGGCAAAGAUCAUGCCGGUUGUCGUCAGCGGUGGUGUGGCGUCAAAUCGAUAUUUGCGACAUGUCAUGAGCAACUUUCUCGCAGCCCGCGGCUUCCCGGAUGUCAAACUCAUCUACCCGCCACCCGAGCUCUGCACCGACAACGCUGCCAUGAUCGCCUGGGCCGGCGUCGAGAUGUUCCGCGCAGGCCACACCACCCCGCUCACCUGCCGCGCCUUGCGCAAGUGGAGUUUGGAGGAGCUGCUGACACCUCCGAACGGAAGUUGA
Messenger RNA from Diplodia corticola, 1488 nucleotides. Its product is annotated as glycoprotease family protein. Bases 1 to 1488 code for a protein of 495 amino acids. NCBI's taxonomy places the organism in Eukaryota, Fungi, Ascomycota, Dothideomycetes, Botryosphaeriales, Botryosphaeriaceae. Gene Ontology annotation, cellular component: mitochondrion. The record is from RefSeq and is a predicted model, not a curated record. The transcript is spliced from 2 exons. Gene Ontology annotation, biological process: mitochondrial tRNA threonylcarbamoyladenosine modification.